AUGAUCAAAGAACUGGAAGAUGACGAAUAUGACUGCGUUCAUGGCGAAGAAUUCAGAGCAGUAUUUGAUGUUAUGGGCCAUGUAGAAAGUUUUAAGGACCUCAUUAUACUUGUAAGUAACCCAUCACAUCUUGUAUCACUUGCUGGACCUAUCCUUUAUACAGACUCAAGAAAUCCUCACCAGAAUGAUCUUGCCCUGUUUAGACUUGUCAUGGAUAGUCUAACGGAAUGUGGGAACUGUAGUGAUGCUGGAAUCCAGAGGGCAGUUGUGGACUGUGUAUCUGCCCUUCUUCUAUCCUUAGAAAAAAUCUCCCUUGGAACUGCAUUAUCUUCACAGUAUAUAGAGUCUCUUAAUACCCUGUAUGCUAGGAUUGAAGAUGGAGACUAUUCAGGACCAUUAACAUAUGAAAACAAGAGUAAGUUACCCAAAUAUGAAGUUGUUGACAAUCUUAAAACAUCAUCAGAGUCAACAGCUUCAGAUACCUUGUCCCAGCAAAUGGAUGAACUAGAAUUUGAAGGUGACGAAGAUAUCAGCAGUAAAGAAGAACCAAGUGAUGAUGAGGAAAUGAAAGAUGAAGAUGAAGCAGAACCUGUCAGGAAGAAAAAAGGUAAAACUGAUACUGGAAAAGGACAUGAAUCUGAUGCUUCAGGAGACACUGAGGGUCCAGAGGAUGAAGAAGAGGAUGAAGAGCAUGAUAGAGAGGAGAUGGAUCAGAUUGAAGAAGCAGAGCAGCAUCGAGAGGAACAGGAAGCUCUUCGAUUACAUCGUUUAAAUGAGACUUUACAAUCAACUAGCAAUUUGCGUCAUGUCAUAGAUGAGGAAGCUGAAAGAGAGUGUGCUAAUGCAAAGCACUUUACUACAACAUUGUCUGCCCUCUUACCUGCUUUAUUGGCAAUACGUAGUACCAUUGAAGUUGACCAAGCUCUUAUAGAAUUUUCUUCAAAAUAUUGUGAAGGGGUUUUUUGUGCUACUCAUCAAGAUGAAGGCAGCCAUCUUAUCAUUAAUGCGGAUGGCAUUUACAUCACAGCCUAUUCAAUGUUAUCAUUAAAUCUCCAGUUAAUAAGAGGAGGCCAUUAUUGUGAUCCAAAUUUACCCUACCCAGUAACUCAGGAGCAGUUUGUAGACAUGGUGCAUGGUAGUGGGGUUCUGGUUUAUCUGUCAUCAGCGUGGCUUGGAGAGGUUUAUCGUCAAGUCGUUAAAGAUAGUCUCCUUCAAAGGGCUGGCUAUUGUCCUCACUCUCCUCAUAAUUGUGCCCUCAUCAAUUUAUUAACAGAGUUGGAGUAUGGCAUGCGAUGCUACCAUAAAUGUGACUAUGACUUGGACGGAUUAGGAAGCACAGAGCAGAAAAGUCAACUCUUGUCAGAUCAUAGACGUCUUGAGAAAGCUGCUUCUAAUGUCACACACCCCCCAGAUGUACUUGCUGGAAUGAAACUUAGUCGGCGUGUCGUUACCUGUUGUUGGGAGAGUGUUGUUGGAGUUUUGGGUACUGUUUUGGGUAGUGUUGGAGGAAGCGGCGGGUUGACUGCUCCUUUGCGACUUCUAAUUGGAGGGGAAGGAGUUAGAGAGGAGUCUCGUAAAUCCCAAGAAUUACUUUCUCAGUGUCUAAAUUCUCUUCAGUCAGCUGCUCGAAUAGCAAAUGUAUUGGGUUUACAAAAUAGAUGUGGGGUAGUAUUUUCAUUGUUGUCAUCUGCUUGCCUUCCAAAUGAUGAGCGUAAUCCCAUCAGUACUCCAAGACGUAGUCGUUUGAGGUCUCCCUCUAUUUCUAAAAAGCCUCAGCGUCUACACACAGCUCAUUUGCUCUCAGUUCAUGUUAUGAUGUCUUCAGGCCUAGAGCUAGGUUCUCAUGCUCCCGAUUGCUGGUCUCAUAUAUUCAAGUGCUGUGUGUACUUAGCUGAGUUAGAACACAGUUUCUUCAGUAGUAAUAGUGGAUAUCAAUCAUUCCCAACUAGACUUCCCCCUCCAGCUUUAAAUAAAGAGAAGUCUGAAGUUGGGUCACCUCCUGACAUUUUCAGCCUUGAAGAUCCAUAUCGGUUUGUAGCACCCGUGUCACCUCUGCCAGGCAGCGUUAAUGUGGAAGAACUGAUUCGAGAAAGCCAAGAUGACAUAAGCAACAGUGGUUUCUUGUCUCCAACUGAUACAGGCAAAGCAAUAUGUGCUCUUACUCAAUUAGUUGACAGGUUGUUUGAUGAUGCAGCUACAAAACUAAACAUGUCAUCAUUAGUAAGCUUUUUAACUGAACUAUGUGCAGCUUCACAAGCUCAGCUGUUUUCCCGUAUGUUGCCGCAAACUCCUCAGAAAGGACUUAUUAUAUGGCCCAAGAAAAAGAGUACAUCAGGAAAUAGUUCUGACUUACUGAGAGGGAAGGGUGGAGAUAUUCUGCUGUUACAUAGAUUAGCUGAAGUAAUGCUCAGAGCUGUCAGAUCAGGAAGACCUUUAAUUCACAUCAUGAGAGCAUGGGCAGUUGCUGGUCCUCACUUUAUGGAGGCUGCUUGCCACAAGGAUGGGGCUGUUAGCAAAAAAGCAGUUAGCGCUAUCCAUGAUGUUGUGAAUGCUUUGCUUAGCAACAAUACAGAAUUGUCACAUUUUCACUUCAAUGAAGCUCUCUUUAAACCCUUUGAAAAUCUUCUCUGCCUUGAGCUGUGUGAUGCUGAUAUACAAGAUCAGAUUAUAAGCAGUAUUUGUGAAUUUGUGGAGAGCUGUACCCCUGAAAUUCGCUCUGGUUGGAGGCCCCUGUUUGCUGCACUAAGAUGUGUUCGCCCUCCUUCAGUUUUACCACCAGGAGCUAUUCCAGGCUCAGCCCCAGGUGUCAGUGUCAGUGGAGGUACACCAAGAGAUAGUGUUGGCCACCUACAUGUCGUGCGAGAUGUUUUUGAAGCAUUCUUAGCAACUGACAAUGUUUUGGUAUUUGCUAAUGCUGCCCUUGAUUGCAUCUUGUGUCUUUUGAAACAUGUGAAGGGAUCAGGAGAAGAAGAAACAACAGAUGAAACAGUGGUAGGUUGGGAUGAAUUAGUUGGUGGUGAUUUGUGUUUAGAUGCACUUCGAUAUCUCCAUAGAUGUGCUGCUAUACUUGCUUCCAUGUAUGAAAUGCCAGCAUGCCCGGUCUUCCAUUCAGCUCAUAGAAUUUCCCAGACAACUCAACCACAGCUAGUUGACCCUCACCUUCCUAACAUAGAUGAAGCCUUACUUUGGUCAUUGGUGGAUGAAGUGACUGGAUUAGAAGUAAAAAAAUUCAUGCCUCCACUAGACAGCAGUAGUCAAAGGCCAAAGUGA
Molecule: messenger RNA, 3270 nt
Organism: Macrobrachium nipponense
Lineage: Eukaryota; Metazoa; Arthropoda; Malacostraca; Decapoda; Palaemonidae
Product: brefeldin A-inhibited guanine nucleotide-exchange protein 3-like
Biological process (GO): regulation of ARF protein signal transduction
Molecular function (GO): guanyl-nucleotide exchange factor activity
Source: RefSeq, a predicted model, not a curated record